Molecule: messenger RNA, 463 nt
Organism: Acanthoscelides obtectus
Lineage: Eukaryota; Metazoa; Arthropoda; Insecta; Coleoptera; Chrysomelidae
Source: the annotation of a GenBank genome assembly
CCUUGAUACUAGUCGACGAUUCCACGUCUUUAAAAGCGUCUUAUUUUGAGUUGUGUUUUGAUUCGUGAUUGGUGUAAAGUCUUGUAGGGGCUAUUGGGGCAUGUCGGAUCUGCAACGACAGCGUGAAUACAUUGUUGAACAUACAACUGCUAUCAAAAUAAAAUAUCGUUACACUACAACUGAAAAUCACAGGAGUUUAAAUUCAGCUACUUCUACUAAAAAUUGUGAAAAGAUCAGAGACUGUAACAAGUUCUUCAAAGCAACAUUAGAUAUCAACGAUCGGCCGAUCUGGGAAAGUUGAAAGUGAAAUGAGAGGGAAACAUGGACAUAUGAGAAAGUCAACUUAAGACACUGAACGUCUGUGGGGUCAGACAGGUGGCAAGGUCUGGUAAGUGCCUACUCUGAAAAGAUACAUUUGAGCAGAAAGAAGGAGCCCAUGAAAGCACUUCUUGUUCAAGAUAGC